Molecule: messenger RNA, 7401 nt
Organism: Etheostoma spectabile (orangethroat darter)
Lineage: Eukaryota; Metazoa; Chordata; Actinopteri; Perciformes; Percidae
Gene: zbtb4
Product: zinc finger and BTB domain containing 4
Exons: 2
Coding region: 199-5694 (1831 amino acids)
Biological process (GO): regulation of gene expression
Cellular component (GO): nucleus
Source: RefSeq, a predicted model, not a curated record
AAAUGUGUGUGCUGUGGUUUCACUCUACCUCACAUUUCUGUGUUCAAGCUACACACGGAAAGAAUCGCUGCGUCGGCCUUGUGCAGCCACGGCUUCCUCUUCAAGAAACCACUGUCAUUUGAACUCCCCGAGCAUCGUUUGACUUCCCACUUUGAUCUACGUCCAAGUCAGCUGGAGAGCAGAUUUCGGGGGCUGGUCAUGGUGUCCGGUGAGAAGGUGUGGGACCCCCUCCACACGGGCCUUAUCCAGUCACGUCUAAGUGAACAACACCUGGCUCCCCUCUGUAACAUCACACACAGUGCAAUUAAGGACGCUACGUGCCACCAGAGUCAACGGUUGUCACCUUUGUCUUCCCCGCCAUUGUCAUUAGUGGCUUUGAAAACCCUUCACCCAGAUCAGGCCUCCUCACCGCUACACCUGCCUGUUCAUUUCUGUGGCUUGUGCAAGAUUGAAGGGCUACACAAACCAGUCCGCUGUCUUGGAGUGGAGGAGGAAGGGGAAGCUGAGCAGUUAGAAAUGAAGGCAAAAAGGCAUGGAGGCCGGGGAGAGGCCAUGAUGGAGGACAGGCUGGAAGACAUGGCUGAUGGACCUAAAAAUGCAAAAAUCACCCUAAGCUUCCCACUUAGCGCCGCCCCCCUCCCAGCCUCCCUAACAUCUCCAAACCACUGUCGUAGCUCUUCCUCAUCCUCCCCUUCCCCUCACCGACGGUGGCCAUCCUCCAAGAGCUCAGACGAGGGGUCGCUGUGGAAACUGGAUGCUACCAUGGACGUAAAGCACAGAUCUUUUAAGCCCCCGAAGCAUGACAGCUCUCCGUCCUCUUCACCUUCCUCCUCCUCAUCUCCCAUGACUGUUCAUGCGCUUAGUAGGAAGGAAAUAAAAUCUCCCCCUCCUCUGAAGUGCUCCAAACUCAAUCCAGAGACUCAGUUUCACAGGUCGCCCCCAAGAUCCUCAAGCGGGUCUUCAGGUGGCUGUUAUGGUGGCGAUGGAUGGGAGGAGAGGCACAGGGUGACCAACGGUACAGCCUCACCCUCUCAAACCGCCCAGAUCCUCUUCAGUCUGGGCACCUCAGCCUAUCAGAGAGGUGGGGAUGCAGAGAGGAGAGAGAAAAUAACAGGAAGACCGGCUGGGAAAGUGGGAAACCCUCAUGGACCAAGUCUUCACCCACCCACCCUACACCUCCCUCCCCCCCUACCCCCACCUCCUCCUCCCCCAUCUGAGGGUCUUACCGCACCCCCUCACUCAUCCUCAUAUUCCCCUACCGACAGCCUGAAGCCUGAGCUGAUUUGUGGGGUGUGCCAUCGGCUUUUCAGCUCGGCCUCCUCCCUGACCGUCCACAUGCGGCUGCAUCGGGGCAGCCGCGCCCUCAGUUGCCGCUAUUGUGGCAAAGUCUUCAUCCACAGCAAGAGACUGCAAUCCCAUGAGACCUCCUGCAGGGUGCCAGGCCUACCAUCCAACAGUCUUGGCCCUUCUUCUCUCACUGUGCAGCCAAAGGAGGAGCCACUGGAGGAGGGUGAGGUGAGAGUGGAGGGGGGAGUGAUAGUGGGACAAUCAGACAUGAGUAAGGUGCGGCCAGGAAAGAAAGCACGGAGCCUUCUGGCACGUAUCCAAGGUGAUGAUGCAGCAGCCGCAGAGCUACUGGCGGGUGAUGAGCACCAUUUUGUGAAGGUGGUAGAUGGCAAUGUCAUUUACUUCUGCUCUGUGUGUGAACGUUCCUACAUGACCCUAUCCAGCUUGAAGCGUCACUCUAAUGUACACUCAUGGCGCCGCAAAUACCCGUGCCAUUUCUGCGACAAGGUCUUUGCGCUGGCUGAGUACCGCACAAAGCAUGAGGUAUGGCACACAGGAGAGCGGCGCUACCAGUGCAUCUUCUGCUGGGAUGCCUUUGCCACCUACUACAAUCUCAAAACCCACCAGAAGACCAUUCAUGGGAUUAACCCCAGCCUCAUCUCCAGUGAAAAGACAGCUAAUGGGGGUUAUAAGCAGAAAGCUAACGCCCUCAAGCUCUAUCGCCUUCUCCCCAUGCGCUCCCAGAAGAGACCCUACAAAACUUACAGUGACAGUUUGCAGAAUGGCCUGCUACUGCCACCAACUGAUUCACCUUCCCUCUCCCUACCUGGCCUGGGCUGUACUCUGGGCCCUGAGGACCUACAAAGCAUCAUCAGUGGGGCCCACCCUCAGGGUGUAAAGCCUGACCCAGAUGAUUUCCCUAAUGGCUUCCCUGUUUCUGCGUCUGCUGAGCAUGGGGACCUCUCCGCACUAACACCCCUCCCCCAAGCAGACAGGCCCCAAGUCAGAAAACAAGAGAGUGAGGCCCUAGAUUCAGAGCAGGGGAGAGCCAGUGGCAGCUUCAAAAUGUCUAGCAGUAGCAAAACCAAAACUUCCAGGACUGGUAGAAGCACAGAAACAAGCAUGCCUUCUGUGAUAACAUAUGGCCAUACAAAACCCUCUGUCAUAGUUCAUGGAACAGCAAUGUCAUCCUCCGUAAUUGUGCAUAGCAACCAGGUCACCUCUGGAAGUGAAAAAAGCCCAAUGAGCAGCCCAUCCCCUGAAACCAGCAACAGUCACACUUCACACAAAGACAGUCCCAGGCCAAUCAAAAAGCAAAGGGAUAGUGCAGAGGGAUCCCAAAGGGAUAGUGCAGAUAACCAUAGAAAAAGGUCAAGAGACAGUUCAGAUACCACAGAGCAGGGCUCAAGAGGUAGACAGGGUGCAGAGGCAGGCAGAUUAUUUCACAAAUCACGCAAAUCCCACAGCAAGACUGACAUCCCUAACUCAAAGCAGAUGUCAGCAUCUGUAGGGUCACAGGUCAAAGAGGCAGGGCCCCUGUGCCAGAUUACUGUACGUAUUGGCGAGGAAGCCAUAGUAAAGCGCAGCAUCUCUGAGACAGACCUUAGGAGAGACAAGAGCCUUACUCCACCUAAAACCAAACGGAGUGAAACAUCAUCUGUGCGGGAAGCCAAGGAAACACGGCAUUCCCACUCUCACCACCAUCACCAUAAACACCGCCUCCACCGCAGAGUCAGCCUGGAAGAAGAGGGUGAAAAGGAAGAGGGUGAAAAGGAAGACGGAGAUUGUGAGGAUGAGUUCAAGAAAAAGAGCUCCAAACCCCUCGAUGAAGUGAGGGAGUACUACUUCCGUCGGGAGGUGCGUGACCAGGAUAGUGACCAUGACACAGAGGAUAAUUUAUGGCGGCCUUACUACUCCUACAAGCCUAAGAGAAAGGCCCAAGCACAUCUGCAGCGGGUCAAGAGCUGGCAGAGGAAACUGAAGUUCAAGCGCUCCAUCCGGUUGAAGAGGAGGACAGAGAGGCUCAAGAACCAAGUGAAUAAAGAAACAGAGAAAUCACAAGAUGAGGAUGAGAAGAUUGAGGAAGCUGAAAAACUGUCAAAAACAGACAGAGACAAGGGAGAGAGGAAAAAUAAAGAUUAUGUCUCUGUUCCUGUAGAGGAGAAAAACAAAGACACAGAAGAACAAGGUAAGGAGGCCUAUCAUGAGGUUUUCACUCCUCCUCUGCACUCUCCAAAGCCUCCUCUGUCUACCUCAGUGCCUCCUAUGGGAAUAAAGAGGCGGCCUUGGACUAAUGGGAAUGCAGCAGAGUGUGGUACAUGUGGCCGCUGGUUCUCAAGCCCCAGGAAGCGAGACAAACAUGAGCUGAGUCAUCUGCUGGAGUUUGUAUGCCUCUUCUGCAGAGCUACUUUCCCCUCAAGGGAUAAGUUGGAAGACCACCAGAGAGCCCAGCAUCCCAAGCCUACUGAGGCAUCCUGUGUACCCCCAAAAGUGGCACUUGGCGAACAAGUUGAAGGAGUCAGGAUUAAAUCUGUGCCAGAGAUUGCAAAAUAUGAUGAAGAAAAAGGGGGACAAUUAGGCUUAGCAGGGAGAAAUUCUAGUCCAAGUCGCCUAAGCAGAAGAGCAUUAUCACGACACACCUGUCCACAGUGUCAUAAGGUGUGCAAGACAUCUUCAGCACUAACUCGCCAUAUCCGACGCCAUGAGUUAAGCAGUUCCCCGGAGAGAGAAAAGGACGUUAAAGAGCCAAAAACAACAGAGACAGUUGUUAACAGUGUUAGUAGAGAUCUAGAGACUGAAAAAGACCAGGCUCCCAAUGCUCUCUCUGUUUCAGUUAUCAGCUAUUCCACACCCGACCCACCCAACAGUGGUGACUGUUUGGCAUCACAGCAGCAUGAGGACCAUCUCAGCAAGCUGACAGAUGAACAUCAGAUGUCAGAAUCCAGUUACAAACCUGAACUGACAGAGCUCGCACAUUCAGCUCUAGAGAGAGAGCCCUGCCCCGAAAUUGUGGACCCUCCAUUAGAAAGCCUUGGUAACCUUACACCCACUAAAUUCACGCCUGCUGCACCCUCUACUCUCCAGAGUGUGCUAGUCAUGAAUGGACCUGAAUGUCUGGACUACCGCACCCCCAGCAAAAAGAACCUAGACAGCCAGAUCCACAGAAUACCCAGCCCUGUGCACAUCUUGGCAUCCACCAACACCUCUCCAAAUGUACCCAUGAUGUCACAGACCAGAAUAACCACUGCUGCUCCUCCUGUUUCCAUGACAACAGUUCUCCGCUCUGAGGGGGGAUUCAUGAAACGGGAUGGGGUCAUUAUGGACAGACAGAGGCAGGGUGGGAGUGGUAUAUUUCUACAUGCAGGUUAUGAGGAACCACCUCGGGUCCAAGAUAUCAGAGUUCAAUCUAUGUCCAGGAGUCCCUCUCCCAAUGAAGCACAAGACCUGACCAUGUCCUCCAUUCUAGCUAGGGAGAGGGAGAUAGAGAGGCAAAGAGAGAAAGAGAGGGAGUUGGAGAGACAAAGAGAAAGGGACAGGGAUAAAGAAAUUGUGAAAGAGAGAGAAAAAGAGGUAGAGAGGGCCCAUCAAAUGAGUAGAGUAGAACACGCCCCACAUGACCAGAUUUCUCUGUUGGUCCCUAAAGAUGAGCCCUUGAGCCCCGUGCCGUCUCCCCCGCAUAUCCCCUCUCAAACCACUAUGAAUGGAUCCUGCUCACAUAGGCACACUCCCAAGUCCCCCUGCCGGCCCCCCUCAACUAUUGGUCUCCUAGCUCAAUCCAACCGCCAGGUUCACUCCAGUUCACAGGGACUUGACAGGCUCACUCUGCCCACUGGAGCAGCUGGUGGUGACCGCCCCUCUGCCCACGCUCUGCUUCUCCCACGAGCCCCCCAACCACCUGAGCCGGAGCACCACAAUACAGUUUCUUCCAGAGAUCCCCAGCAGGGGGACGCCACUCCACUUGGCUAUCAUGCCCAGAAUUAUCCCCUACCCCUUAUUGUGCCGGACAGCUACCGCCCUGGUAAAAAGCAGGAGGAAAACCUGCUCAUGUCGACCUAUCCUGCUGGAGCGCUUCCCUUUGGCCCACUGGGAAAAAUGAUGGUCCCUCAUGGUGGUGACCUGGCUAAGCUGCCAUUUUAUCCAGAUCCUUACCAUCUUCUCUAUGGGCCCCAGCUGCUGGCCUACCCAUAUAACCUGGCGGCUCUUCCUGUUGCUCUGAAUAUGAUGGCACCUGGGGGGGACAAAGUGGAGCCUCUGCCUUUCCUCCCUGCCAUCUUCAACUACGCAGCCACUGCUGGACCCUACAUGGGCACAGCCCCUCACCCCCUUGUGGCUAACCCCAGCCUCUACAACAGCAGCAGCGGCAGCAGCAGCAAGAAGCAACGAGACAGCAGCAGCAGCAAACCGUAGGACACAGAAGCACUAUAAGGAAUAUAUUUCAAUGGGGAAGGCCUGGCCUGUUUAUGACAGGAGCGGGAGGGGUGCAUGCUCACUGGGUCACUGAGUACACUUGCACAGUACCCCUGUCUCUCUUUUAUUCAGUAGAGAUCAGAGCUAGGCAUUAAAUCAGGAGUAGGGUGAAGGAAGGAAAAGGAGCAAAGACACAGGGAGAGGGGCUGAUAUUAUAGUGACAUAUUAUUACUCCCCUCUCUCUUUACUCUUGCGCACCUUUCUCUGUCUCUGCUGUCUUGCUGUAGUGUGUCAUAGUUCUAGAGCUUGAUUAAUCUUCCUCUCUGACUCAUUAUAUUAUCUAUAAGAAUAAGAACUGCUAACAGGGUGUGUGUUGUGUCAAAAAUUAGUUCAGUCCGCUUCCCUUUAUAGUCACCUUAUAACGAGGUAAACGCUCUUCAGGGAAGGCUUGUGUGGGCAAGGAUAACGGAUGAGACAGAAGAGUCCUUACUCAACACAGUUAAAGGUGGAGCGUUCAAAUCAAACCUCGCAUAUGUUUGUAUGAGAGAAUGCAGGCAUAUCCUGUUGUUAAAUAGUCCAUGAAAGUCAUGUAUGAGCAUGUCCAUGCACAUGUAUGUAGGGAUUUGUGCAUGCAGAGGUGGGCUUAAGCAGGUAUUACUGUGUGUGUGUGUGUGUGUGUGUGUGUGUGUGUGUGUGUGUGUGUGUGUGUGUGUGUGUGUGUGUGUGUGUGUGUGUGUGUGUGUGUGUGUGUGUGUGUGUGUGUGUGUGUGUGUGUGUGUGUGUGUGUGUGUGUGUGUGUGUGUGUGAUGGAGUGUGUGUGUGAAUGGCUAGAUCAUUCCAUGUCAGACUCGCACGGCAUUCCUACUCUAGUUGGAAUAGCUGCUGUAGGUCAAGUAGAAGUGCAUUUAGAAAUAAUUCCUCUUAUCCAAAUCGUUCAGUAGUCAAUGCUAUGGCUGGAUGCGAGUCUAUGACAAUGACAGAUCAUCUGAGCUUCUAAUGUCUCAAACUAACCUGGCAACUUUGUGGCCAGAUGGCACUGUAGAAUCCGUAUAGCAUUCACCAUAGUUUAUACCUUAUGUGCACAAAAUAGAAAAGUAGUGGUCACUUAAAGGGGACACUUGUAGCUGCUUUGGAUAUGUAGCUGGCCACUGGGUAAGAAUUAAAGGCUGGUAGACCAUUGCACUUCUGUUUUUCAUCUCAUUUCCUUCACACAAAAAAUGAAAAGAAUAAAACCAGUCAGCCUUCAUCUUGCGUAGCUUUUUUCUCUUUGAUUGGAAGAGGAAAAGGCUCCAUUUCCUAAGCCAGGAAGAAGAAAGUGACAGCAAGGAAGGAAAAAGAAAAAUGGAUUCAGGGUUUUGACUUAUUUCUGGAUAGGAAAAGAAAUACAUGGGCACAAAACUGUUGGACUCUGAGUCAGAAAGCCCCACAGAAAUGACUUUGGCGACAAAAGAAAAUGUCCUGCUCCCCAACUGAGAGGGGAUUGGAAAUAGCCUGAACUAUAUACCCUCCUGCCCUGUGUCAUUUACUAAGAGGUAGGAAAAGGCUGAGCUUAGCAGCCAAAGUGGUGGCCGAAACUCCCCAGGUGCCCUCUUGGGGACUUUUUGUUAUGUGUAAUGUUAUCUCUAUAUGUUUGUUUUGUUAAACUAUGUUGUUGUUUCUGUUGUUUAGCCCCCUUACCAGAUGGAAAUGGCUUCAGUGACAAGGGGG